Penicillium crustosum is the source of this 1242-nucleotide messenger RNA. RefSeq lists its product as uncharacterized. Gene Ontology annotation, biological process: phenylacetate catabolic process; fatty acid beta-oxidation. NCBI's taxonomy places the organism in Eukaryota, Fungi, Ascomycota, Eurotiomycetes, Eurotiales, Aspergillaceae. The transcript has a single exon. Gene Ontology annotation, cellular component: peroxisome. The record is from RefSeq and is a predicted model, not a curated record. The coding region runs from base 1 to 1242 and encodes 413 amino acids. Gene Ontology annotation, molecular function: acetyl-CoA C-acyltransferase activity.
AUGGCUUCUCCAAUCCCCCGCGGACUCCGCCAAGUACUCCAGAAGUCCCCCAAUGAUAUUGUCAUCCUCUCCUCGCUGCGCACACCCGUCACCCGCGCUAAGAAGGGUGGUUUCAAGGACGCCUACCCAGAAGAGCUACUCGCCAGCGUGUUGCAAGCAACACUGAAGGCAAACCCAAACUUGGACCCCGCCCAGAUCGACGAUGUGCUCAUCGGUUCUGUGCUUCAAGAACUAGGCGGCGCUAAAGCUGGUCGCAUGGGCCAAAUCCACGCCGGCUUCCCUCACUCCGUGCCCUUCAACACGAUCAACCGCCAAUGCUCAUCCGGCCUGGCAGCGAUCACAACAAUCGCCAACGGCAUCCGCGCCGGUGCUAUUAACGUCGGCGUCGGCGGCGGCAUGGAAUCCAUGACCCGCAACUACGGCUCCCGCGCCAUCCCCACAGUUCUCUGGCCCGAGCUGAAGGAGUCCUAUUCCCAGGACGCCCGCGACUGCAUCAUGCCCAUGGGAAUUACAUCUGAGAACGUCGCGUCCCGCUACGGCAUCUCCCGCGCAGACCAGGACGCUUUCGCCGUCGAGUCCCACGCAAGGGCUUCUGCCGCCCAGAAGGCUGGCCGCUUCGACUCCGAAAUCGUCUCUGUCACUACCAAGACCCUCGACCCCGAGAACCCAGAUGCCCCUGCCAAGGAGGUGACAGUCUCCCAGGAUGACGGUAUCCGCCACGGGCUAUCCCUCGAGAAGGUGGGCGCACUCAAGCCCGCUUUCUCGCCUACCGGUGCCAGCACCGCUGGUAACAGUUCGCAAGUCAGCGACGGUGCCGCUGCUGCUUUGUUGAUGCGUCGCUCCACCGCCGAGGAGCUGGGUCUGUCUGGUUCUAUUAAGGCGCGCUGGGUCGCGUCUGCUGUUGCGGGCUGUGCCCCCGAUGAGAUGGGCGUUGGCCCUGCUGUUGCCAUUCCUAAGCUUCUGCAGACGGUUGGCAUUGAAGUUCCCGAGGUCGGUGUUUGGGAGAUCAACGAGGCUUUCGCUUCGCAGGCGCUCUACAGCGUUCGCAAGCUUGGUAUUGACCAGGCGAAGGUUAACCCUAACGGUGGUGCUAUUGCUAUCGGUCACCCCCUUGGUGCUACUGGUGCCCGUCAACUCGCUACCCUGCUGCCUGAGUUGGAGCGCAGUGGACAGGAGAUCGGUGUGAUUAGUAUGUGCAUUGGUACAGGUAUGGGUAUGGCGGGCAUGUUUGUCCGUGAGUAA